Molecule: messenger RNA, 1214 nt
Organism: Rhizopus microsporus ATCC 52813
Lineage: Eukaryota; Fungi; Mucoromycota; Mucoromycetes; Mucorales; Rhizopodaceae
Product: Ribokinase-like protein
Exons: 8
Coding region: 123-1121 (332 amino acids)
Source: RefSeq, a predicted model, not a curated record
AAACAGAGCUUUUUGUGUACCUUUUCUUUAAAUGAACUUUAGAUUUUUGCCCAAUCAAAUAAACUUGAACUGUCAAUUUAAUUUUGUCUGGUUUUUUUUUUUAUAUUUAAAAGGACUGUGAUAUGCUUUCAAGACCUUUAUUAGUUAUUGGUGGUGUUGCUCUUGAUAUCACUUCAACUGUUAGUCCAUCAGUCAAGUCGUCUGUUUUAUACACUUCAACGCCUGGGAAGAUAACGCAAACGCUAGGUGGAGUGGGACGUAAUAUAGCCGAAGCUGCCAUGAGAACAGGUGCAAGGGUUCGCCUAGUAUCUGUCGUAGGUGAUGACUUGGCUGGUAUAAACAUAUAUGAAGGAAUGAAAUUAUUGAAAAUGGAUACAAGACACAUUCAAACAUUAAAAGGAUAUAACACAGCUGUCUAUAAUGCAUUACAUUCAAAUACGGGUCAAUUGGUAGCUGCAGUGGCUGACAUGGAUAUAUUCGAACACAUGGAUGGCGUCAAGGUCGCAUCUAUCAUACAAAACGAACAACCUAAUCUCGUUUGUUUUGAUGGUAAUAUAUCAUCCAAACCUUACUCUUGCAUCUAUUUGAAAAAAGCAUUCUUUGAGCCCACUUCUGUACCAAAGUCAUUAAAACUAUUCAAUCAUCAUGAGACUCUUCAAGUACGAUCCAUAAGAUACAUUUCCCCAAAUCAAUUUGAACUAGACGCCAUGUCUCAAGAAAUCGAGUCGACUCCAGAACUAUACAAACAAAUCAAGUCCAACAAUUGUAUUCACAUUUAUGACGAUCUUUCUCCUUUAGCAACGAAAACAUUACCACAAGCAAUGUGCCUAUCUCACUUUAUUCCUAAUGUGAUUACAAAGCUUGGAGAAGAAGGGUGUCUCUAUGUAGGUGAAGCGGGCAUCAAAUAUUUUCCACCAGAAACCAUUUUGCCACAUGAAAUCAAGAGUGUCACUGGAGCUGGAGAUUGCUUCGUUGGUACAUUCAUAGCUAAUCUUCAAAAACACCCCAUCGACACUCAUCUGGAUCAUAUCGUCCAAAAAUCUCAACUAGCAGCCAUUCGUACCUUAAAAUCUGACAAGGCAGUCAGCGUAGACAUCAAUCAUGACUUGAUGUUAAACUAAUAAAAGUUUAUCCGCUCUCGGUCCUUGAAAAAAAAAUCCCUGCGUUAAAUCUGAUAUUCCCCCGCGUUCUUUUUUUCUUUCUUUUUUUUUUUU